Effrenium voratum is the source of this 360-nucleotide messenger RNA. The record is from the annotation of a GenBank genome assembly. NCBI's taxonomy places the organism in Eukaryota, Dinophyceae, Suessiales, Symbiodiniaceae.
AUGGGGCUGCUGAGCGCAGAGAAACGGAUGACGCUGGUGAGCUGCCUGGGCGCCUACUUCCUGUCCAUGGCAAUGAUCUACCAGAUGAGCCCGUUCUUCCAGAUGUAUGCGCGCGAGACGUGCGGCGCCAGCACUGCCACGGUGGGCCUCAUCUUCGCGGCGAUGCCCAGCGCCUGCUUCGCGCGACAGAGUCCCAUGGAUGCGUUUGUUUUCCUCACCCUCAAGGGCGUGCACGACUCCGGGAGUUGCACGGUCACCUGGAAAGCAUUGACGCGCGGCGAGCUCAAGGAGAUCUAUGUGGAGGCCACGCAUGUUGCCCUCUUGGGCCAAGAAGGCCAUUGCUGUGGGCAAAGCGGAUAG